Messenger RNA from Musa acuminata subsp. malaccensis (wild Malaysian banana), 1244 nucleotides. Lineage: Eukaryota; Viridiplantae; Streptophyta; Magnoliopsida; Zingiberales; Musaceae. The record is from RefSeq and is a predicted model, not a curated record.
CGAGAUUGGUCUUAUUUCAUUAUAAGGUCGUUGUGACGAGCGUUAUAUAGUUCCAGACGGCCCUUUCGUUCUUGUUCGGCGACACUCCCAGCGGAAACCGCCGAUCCAUCACGCCCAGUCCAUAAUGGUUGCACUCAGGGGUGCAGAACUUCUGCCAGAUGUAUUAAUGCUGGAGGAUGACAAUGUUGGUGAGGAAUCUGAGUCCGGAUCAGAAUCUGAACCUGAGGAAGUGGCACUGAGUGAACCUUCAAAGAAUGCUGUUUACAACAAGGAGGCUCUUCUUGAGAAGCUUAAUGAUAUAACUUGGCCGGAAAAUGUUGAAUGGAUUCACAAGCUAACCAUUGAUCAUGCUCAGGAGCAAGAGAUUGAUGUAAAUGAUGACCUGGCAUGAGAUGGCACUCGGCAGGCCUUUGAAAAAUUACAGGCCGUGGGGAUUCCAUUUCUUAGGCCUCCAGACUACUAUGCGGAGAUGGUAAAGAGUGAUUCUCACAUGUUGAAGGUUAAAGGCAAGCUCUUAGUAGAGAAGAAGAAGAUAGAGGAAGCUGAAGAGAGGAAGAAAGCAAGGGAAGCGAAGAAAUUGGCAAAGGAGGUCCAGGCCCAGAAGACUAAAGAGAGGGCUAAGCCCAAGAAAGAGGACAUUGAAUCAGUUAAAAAAUGGAGGAAACAACGGCAGCAAAGUGGAUUUGCUAGAGGGAACAACGAGGAACUGGAUUUGCCACUAGACGAGGAAAAAGGCUUUGAGAGGUCGAAGAAAAGGCGCACCGGGGUGGCUCCUGGUGACAGGACUAGGGGGUUCAAAAGGAAAGUAGGCAAUGAGAAGGGUAGGAAGAAAAGGGAAUUCAGAGAAGCCAAGUUUGGUCAUGGAGGUAGGAAAGGUAUGAAAAAACAAAAUACUGCUGUGUCAACCAAUGACUUAAGAGGCUUCAACAUUGGACAAAUUCCGUGAAAGUAAAAGGAAGAAAAAGUGAUAUAGAUAUCAUCUAACCCUUCUGCUUGGUAUGAGCUCUGAAAUUUAGCGAGAUCGGUUUAUCGUUUUGGCACUUGGAAUUGCUAGAAAAUGCAAUCCCAUUUUUGUAUGUGAGAAGUGAAAAAGCUACUUUUUAGCUCAUUUUCAUUAAAAUAUCUCAUCAUAUAUCAGCUUUCUGACUAGGAUGAAACAUUUAAGCCACUUGUUACUCCAUUUGGAAGUGCUCCAUUGCAUCUACCAAACACAAAUUCUAUGCUUUCUGCUUGAUAUGCCUUAA